Molecule: messenger RNA, 1876 nt
Organism: Triticum aestivum (bread wheat)
Lineage: Eukaryota; Viridiplantae; Streptophyta; Magnoliopsida; Poales; Poaceae
Exons: 7
Coding region: 942-1508 (188 amino acids)
Source: RefSeq, a predicted model, not a curated record
AACCAAACACCCCAAUCUCAAUCUGAGACCUCUCAAAAGAAAAAAUUCUCAAUCUGAGAGGAUUAUCCCCAAUCGAAACCCUAGUCGUCUUCCUCCGGCGGCCGCUCUCAUGGCGUCCAAGGCGCUUCUUCCUCGGGAGUGCCUCCCCCGGCGCAGUCCCCGCGGCGGCUUGGAGCCGAUUACAGUCUACGUCCGCGUCGACGAGGAGGGGAACUAUGACCCGAGGUACAUCUCCGCCAAAGUUGGGCGAGUGUUCCGAGAUCUCCAGGAUCUUAAACAAGCAGUCCGUACAUUCUACACCAGCCUCUACAUCGCCCGUCACCUCCUAAAGAGGCCUCUGGCUCCGCCGCCGUCUCCGACUUCGAGUUCGUGGUGGAACCUGCAGCAGAUGUGUCGUCCCUCAAGGCUAGUACAUCAUUGGAGGAGAAAUCGUCCGGUUCCGACAAGGUUCCUGAUGAGAAGCCUGCAGAGGUGUCUUCCCUCAAGGACUCGCUCAAGGCUACAACAUUGGAGGAGAAAUUGUCUUCCUCUUCCUCUGGGCAGCAGCCGGAUCAGGACACGGUUAUGGCCUCAACACCAUCAGGGAACUGCCUUGCCUCACCUUCUGGACCAGGCAUUUGGCAACGAGAACGACAGGACUGGGGUUUCGGAUAUUACAUCAGGCUUGAUCUUAAGGGAUCUUUCCACACAUAUCCGAAUGCAGGCGGGCCGUUUAAGAGCUUAGAGGAAGUCGAUAAGGCUAUGGAUCGCUAUUUUCAUCAACACCGGGAUCCAAAGCUGUCUUGUUCUUGUUGCUCACCAGUCUGCAACAUUCUGUCCAAACUAGUGCAUCGUAGUCCUACUGAUAACAUUAACUUUUGUACAGUAUAACUUACUAUUGUCCACUUCUGAGAAAGUGCAAGCUACUAACCAUAUACAAUGCUCUGAUCUAAAUUAGGCUAAUGAAUAAAGGUGGGGUUCCGUCACGAGAGAUUUCUAUAGAAAAAGCUCGUUAUUGGCCUGAUGGCAGAAGGAAGAAGCUUUCCAGAUCCUAUAUCAUCAAGCAGUUCCAUAAUCAAAUGCGCCGAUUACUUCAAGCUUUGGUGGACAAGCAUAAUGAGGAUCACAGCCUUUCGGGGGAUCUUGCAUAUGAACUCAAAGAUGUUUUGCACGCCACAACAAUUUGUGAGGGGCGUACUACAUGCUACUAUCAUCUCAAUUUCACGGUGACUAAAGGAGCUGGUGAUUCUAACUCUGGCAUUGAAAACCUUUUCUUUGCGGAAGUCAAAUGUGUGCUACAAGGAAAAGAAGAGGAAUUUUCGGUCACCUGUUUCUGCCCGGUUGAAUCUACCGAUAAUGGAUACUGCUAUGGUUGUACCAUGCAUAGGGAUGUCAAUAUGAAGCACCCCAUCAGUGCCGAUGCAUACCUUGCCGGUCAGGUGAAGGCGGGAUAUUAUUGUUAUGAAGGCUGCAGCAGCGACUCAGACGACGAAAAUAUGGAAGCUAAGAAAGAAAAGGACGGUUGCUGAUAGAACGUGUAGGAAGAUGUUGACGGCGGCCUCCAACUAUGAGGGCUUUUGAUGCCGACAACAUGACUUUUGACGACGCCGGCGACUAAGAGGCCAGAGGGCAGGCAAGCCAACAUGGAAGGGGACAAGUGGCCGGGUCCAACAAGUUCAAGACCCAAGCAGCUUUGCUGGCUCUUUACUUCUGUUGGCUUAGUCGACGGGUUGACUAUCUUGUAAGCUUGGUUGUAGUGAAUGUUGCGCCUGCUUACCGUAAAUAAGUAUAGAUUGUAUGUUAAGUAUGUUAAGUAUGCAGUACUAUGUUAAGUAUGCAAUACUUCUAUACAUGACUAAAUAAUCAUAGAUUAUUGUUGACUUUGCAUACUUCUACA